AUGUUCACCAUCCGCCCAGCAACUCCCGCCGACGCCCCUCUCCUCCCCGCAGUCGAACAAUCCGCUGGCCAAACGUUCCGCCAAAUCCAUGACCUCGCCUGGAUCGCCGACGACUCAAACCAACCAGUAGAGCGCCACCUUGCACUGAUCGACCGCGGCGUGGCCUGGGUGGCCGUUGACACUUUGACUGACCACGAAACUGUCCCUGUGGGGUUCUUAAACGGCGAGAUACUCGAUGGCAAUCUACACAUUUGGGAAAUGUCCGUCCACAAAGACCACCAGGGUAAAGGCAUUGGUCGAGCUCUCAUGGGCCAGGCGAAGCAAUGUGCAAUUGAGCAGAAGCUGCCAUUUGUGACGCUAACUACGUUUCGAAAUGUGCCUUGGAAUGAGACGUUUUACCAAUCUAUGGGGUUUGUCACACUGGAAGGGGAUGCAGUCACUGAUGCUUUGAGGGAGGUGUUGGAGAAUGAGGUUAAGGACGGAUUACCAGCUGAAAAGAGGUGUGCCAUGAGACUGUCGUUGGGUUUAUAA
Messenger RNA from Pochonia chlamydosporia 170, 531 nucleotides. Its product is annotated as GCN5-related N-acetyltransferase (GNAT) domain-containing protein. The record is from RefSeq and is a predicted model, not a curated record. Gene Ontology annotation, molecular function: acyltransferase activity, transferring groups other than amino-acyl groups. The coding region runs from base 1 to 531 and encodes 176 amino acids. Lineage: Eukaryota; Fungi; Ascomycota; Sordariomycetes; Hypocreales; Clavicipitaceae. The transcript has a single exon.